Molecule: messenger RNA, 1466 nt
Organism: Sphaeroforma arctica JP610
Lineage: Eukaryota; Ichthyosporea; Ichthyophonida
Exons: 1
Coding region: 35-1396 (453 amino acids)
Source: RefSeq, a predicted model, not a curated record
AAAGUAAAAUAAAAUAAAAUGAUGAACUCUAUAUAUGUCGUAUAGCUUUAGAUUCGUUGUUCAGUGCAAGAGUUGGGUGAGAAAAGAAUCACUACUACUUUUUAUAUAUUAUCAAAACUACUUCGGUAUUCAUUUUUCUACAAUGUCCGUCUAUUCCUAUGCAACCGCGUUGACAGCGCUUAUAGCCACUACCACAGCGCUAGACACACGCCAAGUAACCGUCGACGCAUGUUCGUGUGAAGGUGCAGUGCGAGCUAAUGUCUGCUACGACUCCUUAGCUGCUGCUAUCGGAGCUUCAGGAGAGGGCGAUACAAUUACAAUCGGGAACACGCUUAAUGUGGACGCCCCGAUCGAGUUUUUAAUAGGAUUGACGUUUGAGGGUAAAACCUGCGAAGGUACGAAGGCGAAGUUGGUCGCCACGUUCGACGACCCUCUGCGUGCCAUGCUUGAACCCAUGAAUGAAGAUAACACUUAUAUCCAGAACAUCGUCAUGAGCGAUUUCGACGUCACAUCAUCUGACGGUGUUCGAGCGGCCAUGCUGCACACCCCUGGAGAUGAGGCCAUCACGCCAGAAGGUCGUGUUGGUCUAACCUUGAAGAAUAUGAAUGUCUACGACAUGUUGAGUGAGUAUAGUGGAGUGGCUGUCUGGGUGGGUAACGGAGCGAACAUACUAAUCGACGAUGACUGCAAAUUCACGAAUCUCGCAGUCAGAACGGAUGUAGAGUUCAGAUACUAUGGUGGAGCCGUCACUGUGAAGUACCUGGGUCAAGACUACACCAUGGAUAUUGGGGGUACAUUCACGAACAACAGUGCAUUCAUGCCUUCUUUGCACACAGGAGGAGCGGCGUUGAUGUUCGAGUGGAUUGAGGGCGAUACUAAUAUUAAGGGGGUGUUCAAGAAUAACAGGGCUAACCAGGGAGCUGUUACCCACAUCUUUGGGCUUCUAGGCAAUAUGGUUUUGGAUGGAACGUUCGAGGGCAAUGAAGCGGUUGAAGAGGGUUACGGGUCACGCGGCGGUGUUGUACGUAUGACUACAAUGUAUGAAGGUGGUAAUUUGACUUUAUUGGGUACGUACGAGAAUAACGUCAGUGGUGGGCGUGGUGGUGUAAUCGCUUCAGAUGAUCAUCCCGCUGGAUCCACGAUGACGCUGAAUGGCAAGUUUAUCAAUAAUACGUGUUUGAACAGCGGUAGUGGAGCUGUAUGGAGCCAGUGGUCUAUCUUGCCCGUUAGCCCGUUUGAAGGCGACGUGACGAUCUUGGGUACCUCCAGUUUCGAGGAUAACACCUCUCCUUACGAUGAUAACAGGAGUAGUAUUUGGAAUAUCAAUAAGGUUGGCAAGUUCUCUGAAGAUGACUGGGAGAGUGAAACAAAGGUCGCGCCCACGUACACAGAAUAAGUCAUCGGCGUUGCCGAUCUCGCAGAAAUAUACAAAUAAUCAUGUUAAUCAAUACACUUCAUAGUUGAGA